AUGGAAGCCAGAGUCGUUGAAGUGCUGGUGGAGGCAGAUUUGAGCGGUGUGGCUGAUAUCGCGGUGUUGCUCGUCAUUGGAACGAUGCACGAUGUUGCUGGAGGGAGUAGGCAGCGGAACGAUGGGCACCAGAGGCACUUCAUGCUGAUUGGGUGUUGCUGUUUUCGCUCGAAAGGUGACGGGUGGGUUUGUGAUGGUAACGGUGAUGAAGAAGAGAGGAGUGUGGAUUGGUGUGGUGAGGUCCAUGUGAGAUUUGUUGGUUUGGGCCAUACGUUGAUUGGGGUUGAUUCUGUUGAAAAUGGACAAAGAAGCAGGAACAGUGAUAAGAGGACUUUUGGUUCAAGAGUCAACAAGAGUGGUUUUCUGUCUUGGUAG
Molecule: messenger RNA, 375 nt
Organism: Vicia faba (fava bean)
Lineage: Eukaryota; Viridiplantae; Streptophyta; Magnoliopsida; Fabales; Fabaceae
Source: the annotation of a GenBank genome assembly